This is a messenger RNA of Dothidotthia symphoricarpi CBS 119687, 1054 nucleotides long. Its product is annotated as HpcH/HpaI aldolase/citrate lyase family protein. NCBI's taxonomy places the organism in Eukaryota, Fungi, Ascomycota, Dothideomycetes, Pleosporales, Dothidotthiaceae. Gene Ontology annotation, molecular function: aldehyde-lyase activity. The transcript is spliced from 4 exons. The record is from RefSeq and is a predicted model, not a curated record. Gene Ontology annotation, cellular component: cytoplasm. The coding region runs from base 1 to 1047 and encodes 348 amino acids.
AUGGAAUCCUACCGUGCUCAUUCCCUGUUCCAGCCCUCUGACCUGGCGCGUGCUAUACGGCAGACCAUGGACCCUACCAAGCCUUACUCCUAUCUGUACGGCUCAAUCAUGGCCUUUCCCCACACCAUGGUAGCUCGAACCAUCGCUGUCACAGGCAUGGACUUUGUCAUGGUCGAUGCGCUGCAUACUCCGAUUGAUGCCGAGAACCUAGUGCGCAUCAUCCAUACAAUCAACUUCUGUAGCGAAGGCAAAACUGUCGCCGUUGUACGCGUGCCUUCGGCGCAUUCAGAUCUCCUGACACAUGCCUUAGAUGCAGCCCUUGGCAUCAGCCAAACUAACAAAUGUCUGUUUGCAUGCGCUGCCGGAAUAGUUUUUCCACACAUUGAUACGCCUGAAGAAGCAGCCGAGGCCGUGUCCAAGUGUAGAUAUGCUGGCUCUGGAGGUGACAGGUCACUGUCUCCAUGCGCCUUGAUCCAAGGCAUCACAGAUAUAGCGCCGCCAGGAUCAUCACAUGAUCGCGUAGCCGAUGCACACAUUGCUGUCAUCUGUCAGAUUGAAAGCCAGUUGGCCCUUGACAACGCCGAUGCUAUCGCCGCUACACCAGGCGUCGACAGUCUAAUGCUGGGGCCAGGUGACUUGCGUCUCUCAUUAGGUCUUCCCGCUCGCAAGUUCGGUGAGCGCGACGACCCAAAGUUCUUAGGAGCCAUCGAUCACCUUAUUGCCGUGCGAAACCGACACCGUAAGCCGCUUAUGACAGUGAUAUUCAAAGUCUCGGCCGAGGAGGACACUUGGGUCAAGGAUUUCAAUCUCUUGUUAACCACAGCCGACUUCAUCAAUGUCGUCAGGGGGCAUCAGAAUGAUUUGGUACAGGCGAAGACCAUGGUCGCUAACAUGGUAGAGAGUUAUGGGUCAGGAAAGGAGUCGAACGAAAAUAACCUCAAUGGGAAUAAGCUGAAUGGGCACAAAAUGUAUGAGCACAGGUCAAACGGAAAAGUAUUGAACGGUAAUGACGCUGUUGCUAAUGGAGGAGGACGAAACGGGCACUAGAUUAGAC